GUGGAAAGGAUAUCGAUUGAGAAUCUCUGAGUUGGGAGUUGAAUUUUCAGGUGAUUUUGUUUAUAAGUUUUCAAGCUAUCGGGCUGUAGAAAUCCCUCCGUGGGGGAUUCUUUUCACUUUCCACGGGUGUGCAGUGAAUAAUGAUUGGUGGAAGAAUAGUGUUUUUUGUGAUUACAAUCCUUGCUCUCAGUGAAAAUGUUCGAGGGCGUUUUGACGUGGAACAAAUGGAGGCAAAUCCGGAUGCAAAGAGACUAUAUGAUGACCUUUUGAGCAACUACAAUCGUCUAAUUCGUCCUGUGGUCAAUAACACGGAGACCCUCACAGUAUGGUUGGGCCUAAAACUCUCCCAGUUGAUUGAAGUUAAUCUAAAGAAUCAGGUGAUGACCACUAAUUUGUGGGUGAAGCAGAAAUGGUUCGAUUACAAGCUAAAAUGGGAUCCUGAAGAGUAUGGCGGUGUUGAGAUGCUGUACGUGCCUUCAGAACAAAUCUGGCUCCCAGACAUUGUGCUGUACAACAACUGGGAUGGAAACUACGAAGUGACUCUUAUGACUAAAGCCACACUCAAGUACACUGGUGAAGUUUUUUGGGAACCUCCAGCAAUUUACAAAUCAUCCUGUGAAAUCAACGUUGAAUAUUUUCCAUUUGAUGAGCAAACGUGCUUCAUGAAAUUCGGCUCGUGGACCUACAAUGGUGCCCAGGUGGAUCUGAAGCAUCUCGAUCAGGUGCAGGGAAGCAAUCUUGUUCUCAUUGGGAUUGAUCUGUCGGAAUUCUAUCUAUCCGUUGAAUGGGAUAUUUUGGAGGUGCCAGCUAGUCGAAAUGAGGAGUACUAUCCCUGCUGUACGGAACCCUUCUCUGACAUCACCUUCAAGAUGACAAUGCGGAGGAAGACACUGUUCUACACUGUCAACCUGAUUAUUCCCAUCAUAGCUCUCACCUUUCUAACUGUGCUAGUUUUCUAUCUUCCCAGCGAUUCUGGGGAGAAGGUGACACUCUGUAUCUCCAUUCUUGUGUCGCUCACUGUGUUCUUCCUCCUUCUCGCUGAGAUUAUUCCGCCAACAAGUCUAGCUAUUCCACUUCUUGGAAAAUACCUCCUUUUCACCAUGAUUCUCGUCUCACUCUCCGUCUGGACGACUGUCUGUGUCCUCAAUAUUCAUUUCAGAUCACCAUCAACGCAUAACAUGUCUCCCAUAAUGCGACGAGUCUUCCUGCAUUUUAUGCCAAAGCUCAUGAUGAUGCGUCGAACGCACUAUUCCCUCCCUGAUUAUGAUGAUUCAAUGCCCAGCAAUGGGUACACCAAUGAAAUUGAUGUGAGAGACAGUAUUAGUGACUUCCCCGGUGACUACAAGGAUGCGGAUGGAAGUUGCGACAAUCUCGGGAAUCACGUUCAUUCUGUUGAAUCGGAACAAAUGUUCCCGCGCCAAAUAACCCCGGAACUCAUGCAAGCCAUGAAGAGUGUUCGCUUUAUUGCGCAACACAUAAAAGAUGCUGAUAAAGACAACGAGAUCGUUGAGGACUGGAAGUUUAUCUCAAUGGCUCUGGAUCGUUUCUUCCUAUGGCUCUUUACCUUUGCCUUCAUUGGCGGUACCCUGUGUAUCAUCUUUCGGAGUCCCUCUCUCUACGAUUUACGCGAACCAAUUUGGUUUACAAGAAAUGAUCGUUGAAGAUUGGAAAUUUGUCUCAAUGGUACUCGAUCGUUUCUUCCUCUGGCUCUUUACCCUUUCAUGCAUUGGCGGUACCCUGGGUAUCAUUUUUCAGAGUCCAUCGCUCUACGAUUUACGUCCACCCAUUGAUCAGCAAUUCAGUGAGAUUCCGCUGCGGAAGAAUAACUUUAUGCUACCGCCGGAUAUUAUUCGUAUGAAGCUGGAUUAGAAGCUCUUCCCCCCUUCCUGAAACCUCUUAGUAACCAACGUUAGUUAUUAUAUAGAAUUUAAAAAACAAA
Lutzomyia longipalpis is the source of this 1939-nucleotide messenger RNA. RefSeq names its product acetylcholine receptor subunit beta-like 2 (gene nAChRbeta2). The record is from RefSeq and is a predicted model, not a curated record. Gene Ontology annotation, cellular component: synapse; neuron projection; postsynaptic membrane. Gene Ontology annotation, molecular function: transmembrane signaling receptor activity; acetylcholine-gated monoatomic cation-selective channel activity. The transcript has 6 exons. Gene Ontology annotation, biological process: regulation of membrane potential; monoatomic ion transmembrane transport; chemical synaptic transmission. The coding region runs from base 141 to 1661 and encodes 506 amino acids. Lineage: Eukaryota; Metazoa; Arthropoda; Insecta; Diptera; Psychodidae.